Messenger RNA from Merops nubicus (carmine bee-eater), 2372 nucleotides. It is a transcript of the gene STK36, whose product is annotated as serine/threonine kinase 36. Gene Ontology annotation, biological process: protein phosphorylation. NCBI's taxonomy places the organism in Eukaryota, Metazoa, Chordata, Aves, Coraciiformes, Meropidae. The annotation marks the transcript as partial. Gene Ontology annotation, molecular function: ATP binding; protein kinase activity. The transcript has 18 exons. Gene Ontology annotation, cellular component: cytoplasm. The record is from RefSeq and is a predicted model, not a curated record.
AUGGAGAAGUACCAUGUCCUGCAGGUGAUCGGCGAGGGCUCCUUCGGGCGCGUGUACAAGGGGCGUCGGAGGCACAGCGCUCAGGUGGUGGCCUUGAAGUUCAUCCCCAAGCUGGGGCGGUCUGAAAAGGAGCUGAAGAACCUGCAGCGGGAAAUUGAGAUCAUGAGAGGCCUCCAUCACCCCAACAUCAUCCAGAUGCUUGACAGCUUUGAGACUGACAAGGAGGUGGUGGUGGUGACUGACUAUGCAGAGGGAGAGCUCUUCCGGAUCCUGGAGGACGAUGGGAGUUUGCCCGAGGACCAGGUUCAGACCAUAGCCGCCCAACUGGUCUCCGCUCUCUAUUACCUGCACUCCCACCGCAUCCUGCACCGCGACCUGAAACCCCAAAACAUCCUGCUCGGCAAAGAUGGCGUCGUCAAGCUCUGUGACUUCGGGUUUGCCCGUGCCAUGAGCAUCCACACCAUGGUGCUGACCUCCAUCAAGGGCACCCCACUGUACAUGGCCCCUGAGCUGGUGGAGGAGCGGCCGUAUGACCACACGGCAGACCUGUGGUCUCUGGGCUGCAUCCUGUAUGAGCUGUUCGUGGGCACUCCUCCCUUCUACACCAGCAGCAUCUUCCAGCUUGCCAGGCUUAUUGUCAAGGACUCUGUCAAAUGGCCUGCAGCCAUAAGCCCAGUCUUCAAGAGCUUCCUGCAGGGACUACUCACGAAGGACCCCCGCGAGCGCCUGUCAUGGCCAGAGCUGCUCUCUCACCCCUUCAUUGCUGGACGGGUUACUGUGAUUGAUGACACUGAAGAGCAUGGGAUCUCAAACCCAUUCCCCACCAAGCUCUCUCCAGAGCUGCAGGCCCUGAAGGAUCAGCAAGCCCAUUCCAUGGCCCCCAGGAGCAGCCAGUCCAGGAUCCUGAGAAAGGCCUGGCAGAAGAUGGCUGAGGAGGCACAGAAAAAGGAGCAACUGAAGGCAGGCAAUAGAUCAGCGAAGGACUCCGGCCAAGGAUGCCCAGGGCAUAGACCCAGAGCAGUGCUGGGGAAGGCAGCCCUUGGAGAGAGGGGGCCACUGGCUGCUUCCAACGAGAAGAACCCCAGUGUCCUGCAGGGAAGGAGCAGCGUGGCAGAGCGGGACCUGGAGGAGCCUCCUCCUGAGCCACGGGAGCACAGCGUCAGUCGGGAUUGUGAGCAGCAGUGUCCUGGAGCAGGUGGCCCGCCACAGCCUGGUGCUGGCCAGGCAGAGCCCCGGGGCAGGCGCAGCAUUGAGACCGUGGACCUGGAGAGUGAGGAGAUGGAGAGCGAUGAGGAGUGGCAGCACUUGAUGGAGGCCACUGAGCCCUCAGCCAUGCAUCUGAGCAUCCCGCUGAGCCUCCUGAGGGACCCAGCCUUCCAGCGCCGUGUCCAGGCCCGCCUGGCAGACUCUGCUCAGCAGAUGCUGGAAGGGAUGCUGGAGGGAGCCUCCCGUCUCCAUCCCGUGCUCCGUGUCAUGGGCAACCUCCUGGCGAGCCGAUGUGACUCUGGGCUGUUGGGCCACUUCUGCCAAGAGCUGAGUGUGCCUCUGUCGCUGCUGCAUCUAGCCAAGCAGAUCCUGGAGAGUGGUAGCACCAAGCAGCAGCCCUGGUGUAUCACGGUGCUGACGGACCUCCUCAUGGUGACCACAGUUUAUUUCAGCAGUGAAUGGAGCCUGGAGGAGAGUGGGCAAAAGGACAGCCUGCAGGCCUUCGGAGAGAGUGCUGGCUGCUUCCUGGCGCUGCUGCCAGAGCUGCUGGCUCAGCCAGCUGACAGCGAGAUGAGACUCUGCCAGCAAAGCCUCCUGUGCUUCACCCUGCUCUGUGAGAGCCUGGAUGCGACAUACCCCUCUGUUGCUGCCCCCUUCUAUGCCAGCCUGCGAGAGGAGCAUCAGCCCCUGCUGCACAGACUCCUUCAGGGAUCCACCUCAGAGCAGCCUGCUCUGCGAGGUCCAGCGAUGAAGACCAAGUCAGCCCGUGACCAGAGCCCAUGUGUGGCAGACUUCUUCAUGGCUGCACUGGCUGCUGCCUGCAGCAUCCCGCUGGAGAGGAGCGGCUGUCAGGAAGCCAAGCUGCAGGUUGCUCAGGAGGUAGCUGCAAAGCUUAUGGAGAGAGAGAGCCAUCAGCUUGGGAGACUGCUGGGGAGACUGGAGCACUCAAGUUGCUCCUUGAAUGUGCUGAAGAUCCUCUAUGCUGGCUGCCAUGCCAGCCUAAGCCUGUGCCAACACCUAGGAAAGAGCCAGCAAUUGUGGGAUUCUCUCAUGCAGCUCUCGAAGGGCAAGGUCCCCAUGGUAGAGGUGGCCCAGGGGACAACCUGCGAGGCCUCUCUAUACCUGCUGGCCCUGCUCACCGUGCAGCUCCAGGUCUCUCCUCCCAG